Molecule: messenger RNA, 2874 nt
Organism: Parastagonospora nodorum SN15
Lineage: Eukaryota; Fungi; Ascomycota; Dothideomycetes; Pleosporales; Phaeosphaeriaceae
Exons: 7
Coding region: 1-2874 (957 amino acids)
Source: RefSeq, a predicted model, not a curated record
AUGACGUUUGAAACCAUCUUGAUCAAACAUAUAAAUGGCAUCAACAUGAACAACAUCAACGUGGCCAACUUUCCGUAUCGCGCUAAGGCUGGCGCAUUCAAGAAGAAAGCUAGCGCAUUCAAGGAGAAAGUCCAUAGGAUCCGGCGCCCAAGGCAACAAAGCCAUGACGAGGUUGAGCUCGAGUCUCCUGACUACGUUUCCCGAAUCAGCGAUGAUACAGUCUCUCAGCCAGACUCUGGCUACUUUGGAAGCGAAGCAAGCGACGCAUCGCACACCGCAGGGCAGGAAAGAGAAGCAGGCAUCGCAUCGCAUACCGUAGGGCAUGAAGGAGAAGCAAGCAUCGCAUCGCACAUAAUAGGAGAGGAAAGAGGAGCAAGCGUCGCAUCACACAUAAUAGAGCGGGAAACCGAACAUGGCGCCAUCACCUUGCCCGGCAUUGAGCAUCGCAUGCAAAGUCGAUGGCUUACACGAGCCAGGGACUUGAUGAGCCUCGCAUGGGACAAACGCAAGACAGUCGUUGCAAGGAGACUCAUUGGAACAGAUUCAUCUAUGUUCACUGAAACUGGAAGAGUGGCCAUUACACAAGGUGGCGAAGAAAUAGUGCGGAGCGCUUUGAUCUUGUUUGACACUCAAUGUGAGCAUGAUCUGAUAUCGAGCGCAUUCCUGGGAAACAGUUUCAAAUUUUCGUUCGACUCUGAUGAGACUCGAGUACUCGGCAAAAGCAUUACAGGUGCUCUGUUCUACGAAAAAGGCACGUUGCACGGCCGCUGGGUAGGUGCCGGUUUACAGCGAUACGAAAUGGCAGCUUUCCACGUAGUUGACAGCACUAUGUUUGAUGUCAUCAUAGGAUCCAGUACUAUUCAAAGUCUGGCACUCCUCACACCUGGGAAGCCUCGCCUUAUGCUGCCUAUAUUUCAAGCUGCGCAUAAGCUGGACAAUACGCCAAGGGAGACGGGAGACAUCUCACCCACCCCCGCCCACACGCCGACUACAAUGCCGACAGCAAUCAAACCACUAGCUUUGGAGCAUAAACCAGAAUUUCCAGUCGUUGCUCACAAUCUGGUCAGCGGUGAUCAUGGGCGCUCGAUUGAGAAAGAGUGUUCUGGCUUGCCUGCCAUUUACCCAGAAGAACAUCACCGAAUACAAAUCAACACUACCACUGGCACCUUGCUCAGUAGAGAUACAAACGGAGCACCGAAAAUUGAACAAAGCACUGGAUCCUCAGUGUUUGACAGGACUUCCGAAGGUAGCCAUCCGAGAUCAUUAGACAAGCUUGCCAUAGCUAUGGGUACUGGGAAGAACGAUGACCAGACAUCUGUUGGGCAUGCAGCCCUCGAAUGCAGCACGCCUACUGAGUCUGAAUACUCCUCAUACACAGGUGACGAUGAUUCAAGUUCCAUGUCGGACCGUGUAGCACAAUUUUCUACUGGGUUACCUACCGCUCAUAGUUCACUGCGACACUUAGCACCAGAGGCUGGUAGCACAAUUGUCAUCAAGUGGCUGGAUAGCCGAACUUUUCGUCAUCAUGCGAAUAGCUCAACCACGCCUAGAUCUGAAAGGGUCCGUGAUAAGGGAAAGCGACCUCAGAGAUCAGACACUUAUUCAAGAAAGGGAAAAGGGCCACCCGAAGAGGAGGAAAACCAAAGAGACGAUGAUGACGACGAUGACGACGACAACGACGAAAGCAACAAACGAGAGCCAAAACGAAGGCGAUUGGAUGAUGAAGCAACUGCAUGCUUGCUUGCAUGUCCAUUCGCCAAACACGACCCCCGGAGUCAUACAGAGUGCUGUAUGAAAGGCUGGGCAAAUCCACAUCGAUUGAAAUGUGGGUGUUCGUUCGACGGCAACACCCCCAGCAAAGACCGUGAUACACAUUUGCUCAAAUUAUCUUGUCAAGAGGCAAAUCCGCCAGUGCAAUUCAAGGGAGUAGAUCGUGACGCCCAGGAAUGGCUCAAGCGCAAGAAAAAGGUCAAAGUCUCAGUACAAGACUAUUGGAUGCAAAUCUAUGACCAGAUAUUCCGAGGCCAUCCGUUGCCUGAAAACGCAAACCCGGAAGACAUAAUAACCUUGGCAGAGGCCGCAAUGCAACGACAUGUCACUGCUCAAUUGCAAGAGUUGGGUCUGCCGCAGCAUUGGAUGGCCGAUGUGAAAGCCGCGUUUGAAUCUCGAAACCACAGACCUAGUAUGAGUACCCAGGAUGUCGCUGCUGGAGAGGUGCGAGUGUCUUCGUCUUCAGUAACACCUUCGGAAAAUACUCUUCACUUGUACGGGACCUCUAGUGGACUUGCAACACCCCAAACACAAGGAACCACGCUCGACACGAACAACAACAAUGCGCCGGUGGACCAAAAUCACGAGUCUCAGAUUGAUGACAAUAUUGAUCCUCAGCUAUCAGGCCAGAUUCGAGAACAAGUUGGCCAGGGACAGCGCACUACUGACUCAAUGCCAACGCAGAGUUUUGCGACUCAUGCGAACCAAGACGAUGAGCCGUUCGCUAUUAAUACCUCACAAUUACCGCCACUUUCUCAAGGCGUAGCGGAGGAACAGAACACCAUUUCCAGUGAUCAUCCUGGACCAGUUCCCCUGCGUGAGUCGGGGCAAUCACCUGGGGGUACGGACUUGCUGAGUGAAAAUGGGACAUUUGAUCGGGAAAAGUAUUGCAAUGCACGUCAUUCUUUUCUCGCGCGGCCAGCCACAAUAGGAGCCCUUCUGUGGAAAUAUCUUUAUGUUGCAUCACUCAAGCUCUAUUUUGACAUGGCCACCAAUAUUCUCGACGUUGUUGGUUCCCGUCACAUUGAAGACCUCCUCGAAGCAGUCACAAGAGUGAAAAGUCUGCCUUACUUGGAACAACGAUUGAAACUGUAUCUCCCCUGA